Molecule: messenger RNA, 891 nt
Organism: Olea europaea var. sylvestris
Lineage: Eukaryota; Viridiplantae; Streptophyta; Magnoliopsida; Lamiales; Oleaceae
Product: bidirectional sugar transporter SWEET12-like
Exons: 5
Coding region: 61-663 (200 amino acids)
Biological process (GO): carbohydrate transport
Cellular component (GO): membrane
Molecular function (GO): sugar transmembrane transporter activity
Source: RefSeq, a predicted model, not a curated record
AAGAAAUCUAGGGUAUCUUAAAGAUCCCUGGCAUUUCAUUUCCAUUAGAGAGAGAAAGAGAUGGCUUUGUUUUCCAUGCACAAUCCACUGGUUUUUACCCUGGGCAUUUUAGGCAACCUUGUCUCCUUCAUGGUAUAUCUUGCACCUGUGCCAACAUUUUACAGGGUUUACAAGAAAAAAUCAACAGAAGGGUUUCAUUCAGUCCCAUAUGUGAUUGCAUUAUUCAGUUCCAUGGUGUGGAUAUAUUAUGCAUGGGUUAAAUCCAACGAAUUCCUCCUCAUCACUAUCAAUUCCGUCGGGUGUAUCACGGAGUCUAUUUAUGUUGCUAUUUACAUCGUUUAUGCGCAUAAGAAAGCAAGGAUACUGACUUUGAAGCUUCUGCUGCUAUUGAACUUCGGCGGAUUCGGGUUGAUUCUUAUUCUCUCCCACUUCCUUAUGCAGCUUCCUAAUAUAUUGGGUCUGAUAUUUGGGGUACUCCAAAUGAUAUUGUAUGCGAUAUACAAGAGAGAUGCACAAGAUCACAAACUACCAACCCAUGUCAACCCUAACAUAAUAGCUUCUUCUGAUCAGAUACAUCCAGUUUCCACUCUACCCUUACCAAUUCCUCUGGAGAACAAAGAUGAAAAUGCUGAUGAUGGUAUAGUCGAACUUAGGAUGGUAUAGUCGAACCCUAAGUUCGACUCAAGUACUGGACAGUGUAAUAAAUAAGAUUUUAAUUAACUGUUUUUUCUCGUUAUUAAUUGAGGUUAUGCAUGUUCAACUCAAGUACUGGACAGUAUAAACUUAACUGACUGUUCUUCUUGACUCCAUAUGAAAGAGAGAAGUGCAAAUACUUAUCAAGUGCAUGCAUAAUCAUAUAUGUGAAUUACUUUUCAAGAUUUGCUUGUAAAU